Chroicocephalus ridibundus (black-headed gull) is the source of this 4218-nucleotide messenger RNA. RefSeq names its product semaphorin 7A (JohnMiltonHagen blood group) (gene SEMA7A). Gene Ontology annotation, molecular function: integrin binding; chemorepellent activity; semaphorin receptor binding. The record is from RefSeq and is a predicted model, not a curated record. Bases 531 to 2432 code for a protein of 633 amino acids. Gene Ontology annotation, biological process: positive regulation of axon extension; positive regulation of ERK1 and ERK2 cascade; semaphorin-plexin signaling pathway. The transcript is spliced from 15 exons. Gene Ontology annotation, cellular component: external side of plasma membrane; plasma membrane. NCBI's taxonomy places the organism in Eukaryota, Metazoa, Chordata, Aves, Charadriiformes, Laridae.
AAGCGGCCCUUUUAUUAUGCAAUUGUAGCACUGGUAGGAAGAGGGCUGGCACAUGAGAGAUGCUGCAGCCUUGCUGCAUCCUCCUGAUGGUAGAGCCGGGGUCUUCUGCCCUGCUGCCGCGAUAUCCCAGCAUGGCUUUCUGGCCUCCACACAUCCCUCUGUUUACACAACUGGGAGCAGCAUCCUUUGUUACCGGUCUCUGCGCCCUUGGUCUGCUGUUGCUUCAUGUGUGUUCUUACACAGACAUAGUUUCAUUCUUAUUUUAUUCCUGUCAACCUUAAUAUUCCUCGUACGAGCCUCUGUGAUAAGUUGAUUGCAAGGCUUGGGUCGGCUGCAGCAUUGAAGGUGAACAAAGCCGUCAGACUCCCACCUUCCAGAAAGAGGAGGGGUGAAAAAAGAAAGAAGGACCAAAAACGCCUGGCAAAGCCUGCAGUCAUUGGCUGCCCUGGGUGCGCCCUCUUUUGUAUAAGGCAAGCGAUGCAGCUGUCGCCCGCACAGGCUCCCGAUCCCCGCUCCAUAAAGAAGUCGAAAUGGGCAGGAGGUCACCCGUUGCCCUCUUCGUGGCCCUGUGGGCCAGCCAGCUGGGCGUGUGGGCAGCGGGGCGCUCCAAGGUGAACCCCAGGAUCAUCACGGCUCCGCAAGGUGUGAAAGAGUAUGUGUUUCCCAGGAGCGAGAAGUACCCGGUCUUCUAUCAUAAAGAGAACAGCUCGGCUAUCUACGUCGGGGGAGAGGGAAAGCUUUAUUACUAUGACUUCGCAACCUAUGAGAACUACACGGAAGACUUCCCGGUGAAAAGUGAAGGACAGUGCAUGACGCCUGGGAGUUUGGAGGACAACAAAAAUUACCUCACGUUAGUGGAGAAGUACGGAGACGGGAUGUUAGUGUGCGGGACCGGUGCCUGUGCUCCCACCUGCUGGAACUUGACGCAGAGGAAGGAGAGCACUUCGUGGGACGGGAGAGGCAUUGCUCCUUUCACCCCUGACUCGAAUGCCCUCGUCGUCGUUGACGGUCAUGACAUCUACUCCACCAUCAAGAAGAGCCAGCAGAAUGGCAAGAUACCCCGUUUCCGACGAGUGAGAGGUGGUGGAGAGCUCUACACAAGCGACACGGUGAUGCAGAACCCUCAGUUUGUCAAAGCCACCACAUUAAGGCAUGAAGAGCCUCACCAGGACAAGAUUUACUACUUCUUUCGUGAAGACAACCCAGACAAGAGUCCCGAGGCCCCCAGAAACAUCUCCCGAGUGGCCCAGCUGUGUAAGGAAGAUAAAGGGGGAACCGGUUCACUCUCUGCUUCCAAGUGGACCACCUUCCUGAAGGCCAGCUUGAUUUGUGUCGACCCGGUCACCAAGGGCAACUUCAACUGGUUGCAAGAUGUCUUCUUUGUCCCUGCGAGUAACUGGCGGCACUCCAAAGUCUACGGGCUCUUCACAAACACCUGGGGAAGCUCUGCCGUUUGCGUCUAUUCCUUUGGAGACAUUGACAAUGUGUUUCGGACAUCCAAACUCAAAGGCUAUAAUGGUCCCAACCCAGAGAUCAAGCCUGGGCAGUGCGUUUCCUCCGGACAGCACACCCCGAGUGAGACCUUCAAGAUAGCUGACAGCCACCCGGAGGUGGAGGAUCGGGUGGAGCCCCUCUCCCCCACCAAGAGCCCCUUAUUCCACAACAAGCACCGCUACCAGAAGAUCGGCGUGCAUGAGGUCUCUGUGGGUGACGGGCGCCACUACAACGUGCUUUAUCUGGCAACAGACAAGGGAUCCAUCCACAAGAUCGUGGAGCUGCCGGAUGGGGUGCAGAACAUCAUGGAGCUCCAGGUCUUCCCAAAGAAGGACCCCAUCCAGUCCAUGAUCGUGGACCACAAGAGGGCCGUGCUGUACGUUGGCUCAACAGACAAGGUCAUGGAGAUACCCAUGGACAUGUGCAGGCUGUAUCGCAACAACUGUGACAGCUGCUUGCUGGCAAGGGACCCAUACUGUGGGUGGUUCAACGGGAGUUGUCAGUCAGUUUAUCUAAACCGGGAGGUACAUCAGAACCUGAACCUGGACCCGUGGCGAGGAAGGUGCCAGAAGGGGGACAUUAAGGAAGUAGAUGACUAUCAGAACAUCACAGUUGUCCCUUUCUCCCGCUACUACCUCAACUGUCCCAUCGAGUCCCACUACGCCACCUACAACUGGUACCACAACAACAGCCUCAUCAAGACCUGCAACACCACCCACCCGCAGCAGGACUGCUUGCACUUCAUCCAGAACGUGAGCCACAUUCACUACGGCCACUACGUUUGCAUCUCAGAGGAGGAUGGCUUCAAGCAAGCUCUGGUGAAGGAGCGCCUGGUCAAUCAGCUCAGGUUCAUGUCCCAGAAGGGCCAGGCCACCAUGACGUUUGGCUCUUGGCUGCAGCUGCUCCUGAUGGUGGUGUUGGUGGAGCUCUUCCACUGAACACGACAAGACUGUGUUCCCACCAUCCUGGCUGCUGCAACUCUUCCUGCACUUGCUCCUGAGGCGAGACCCCUGUUCUCUUAAUCGCUCCUUGGACAUUAAUCUUUGACUGUCCCACAAGGGAUCCUGGGCGGCGGCCCCUUUGUCUUUGGCCUUGGUGGAAGAGUCAUGGCGAGGAAGAUGCCACAGCAGGGCCAGAUGGAGCAGGGUCUGGGGACAGGGAGGAAGGAGGUGGUUUGCUGUACCCAGCAGCGUGUCACCUUCUCUCUGAGCCUGCGCUGGUAGCUCUGUACUGGUUGUCAUCCUCAGCCUCCCCUGGGUGGGGACAUUCAGGGGACUUCUGCUGACGUGCAUGCACUGAUCCUCAGGGCACGGUGGCUCCUCUCUUUGGGAACGUGCAUGUGAUGAAGAGGAGCAGCCAGCCCUUGGCCUUUCUAACUGGUUGAUCUGUGCUUCGCUCCAAGCGGGGACCGAUGCCUCCCAAGUAUUUUAGUGGCUAGUGUCUGUCUGGGUUGGCAAGCAGCUGGAACACUCCCGGUGUCACAUGUGAGUCCCCUUCAGGUCAGGAGAACUGGGCUCUGGAAGGGUUUUAGCGUUUGGUUUAUUUAUUAUUUUAUUUUUACAGCUGGCUUUGACGUGGGAGGGAGAUUGGGAACGAGCGCUGGAAAACCUGCAAGGCAAGGGCAGGUAAAAAGGUAGCGUUUUGCAUGGAAAAGCCUCGGAAGGUGACUAGAUUUGGGGUGUGGGGAAGGACAGACCGAAGGGGACAAGGAGAGAAAGUGGAAGCAGAGCUCAAACCCAACCCAGGAGGCCCCCUAGAAGGAAGUUUUUAAAUGCACAAAUCCUCUGCAGGCAGCUAAGGGCAUUUAUUUGUGGGGAGCAGGCAGCUCCUGCUUCCCAGCACCUCUCCUCCGGGAGAGGGACCGGGCUUCCUCAGGGAAAGAGGCUGCCAAUCUCAGGGUGAUGCCCGCGGGCUCGGGGCGGGGGGUGCUGCGGCUGUCACCCCACCGCGCGGAGCAGAUCUGCCCCUCUCCCUCGCAGUGAGGGGACAGGGGAGGACCAGGGUUUGCUUCCCUUGGGCUUUGAGGUCCCUGCGCAAGACUAAACUGUGAAAAAAACCGGGAUGCUCUCCCUGCGCUUGUGUGCCAGGAGCGAUUCCGCACCUUCUCCAAACCUUCCCCAGCCCUCUUGACAGCCGGAACGCUUCAGCCUCGGGCUGUGGAACGCGGCGGGCGUUGUUAUUUCAUGCUUCCAAUACCCUGGCGCAGCUCCCGCUUGGUGCCCGCUCGGAGACGCUCGGGAGUGCCCGAGCGGUCCUUUUCGGCAAGGGGGAGAGGUGCCACGUGCCUCUUGUGACCACAGACUAGGGACAACAGGCCAGAGCUUCCUACUGCACUACAUUUCCAAGAACAUCCCCCCCCUCCAAAUCUAGGAUAGAGCUUCUUACAUCCCUUCUUCGAAGCACUUUAACUUUGUGAACUAACAAAUACCUAUUUAUUAUUGACUGGCGAUUACUGUACUUGUAUAAUUUUAUAAUAUUAUAGAAAGUGGGUUCAAAUUAGAGAAGAGAGAAAACAACAGCUACCAAAAAAAAAAAAAAACCAACCCCCAAACCUUUCAGAGGUUGUGACCAAAGUGAGAAUGUGGAAUAAAGAAUGGAAAAAGAGCAGGCGAGUGCUGUGUUUCUCACCAGGAGCUGAGGGAUGCCGCUGCCACACUGGCUGGGGUCUCGUCUGUCCCUUGUCACCCGUGACCGUGGGCUCCCCUCACCCUCUUCCACGUCCUC